AUGCUGAACAAUGUCGAGAUGGACUCCAAAUUUUGGCGCACACAAAGAGUCAACAAACCAUGUGGUUCGACAGGUUGUUUAGCUAUCUUCCGCUGUGUUCGCCAUACCCGUGCGAAUGAACACAGCAACGGUCUCACGAACAAGCACAUCCAUGGCUUCGCGGACGCGAGACAUCCAGAGAAACUAAUUCAGGCUCGUGUUUGUAUGUUGAUAAUGCACGAUCCACACGGCUAUGUGUGGGGUUGGUUUCGUGAUGCCAAGUUGAGAGGAAAGUUUGGUUUGGUGCCACAUCGCAAGUUUCACAGGCGCGCAGGCACCCAAUCGAGCAACUCUGGGGAAGCUAUGUAUCCCGGACAAGCCGUAUUCCGGGCUGUAAUGUCGCGACGAUUGUGGCUCGUGGUGCGAGAUGUGAAUUUUGUCGAGACGGAGAAGUCCCUCGAUUGUGGUGUGGAGGGUCCGGUGAGGCUCAUCGCCUCGUAA
Molecule: messenger RNA, 480 nt
Organism: Ascochyta rabiei
Lineage: Eukaryota; Fungi; Ascomycota; Dothideomycetes; Pleosporales; Didymellaceae
Exons: 1
Coding region: 1-480 (159 amino acids)
Source: RefSeq, a predicted model, not a curated record